Molecule: messenger RNA, 2280 nt
Organism: Cotesia congregata
Lineage: Eukaryota; Metazoa; Arthropoda; Insecta; Hymenoptera; Braconidae
Source: the annotation of a GenBank genome assembly
UUACAUAAAUCUCAGGAAUUAGUCAAUUGCCUAUUAACUUUGACAAUGAUCGUUUCAAGAAGCUUCAUUAGUUACAUUUUAAUUUUCGUUGUGAUUAUUUCAGUUUUCACUGAAAUAAGUCAAGCUCGAAGAUUUAAAUUAAGUCUUGGAAAAAUUCGAAGCAGUGGUUCUCGAGGAGGUGGUUCUCGAGGAAGUGGUUCUCGAGGCAGUACCAGUUACAGUCCACCACGCCCAUCAACGCCAGUAUAUCACCCUCCAGUAAAUCAUCCACCAUCAAUUAGCCGACCAGUUCCAAUCACUUAUUCGUCUCCACCGAGUAAGCCAGCGACUCAUUUGCCUUCUAGUCCAAAAGACAGUAGUGGAGCGUUAAUACACCAUGAAAUCAAAAGUAAUUCCAAUCCAUCAUCUAAUCCACCUUGGGCGAAUCCGUCUUACAAACCUUCAGCACUACCUGUAGCACCUCCAAAAAUUUUGCCUCCAAAUUCAGCUUCAAAUAUUCCAAAGCCUUCGGCGCCAUUUGCAUCACAGCCGAUAAUUCCAAAAAGUGUUACUCCAAAUCAAUCAAAUCCUCCAUAUCCAACAGGACAUCCUGUGGAGAUGCCUCAUGUGUCUAAGCCAAAUACAAAUGUUAAUUAUCAUCCUAAUUCUGCUCCAAUUACCCCUCAUCAAGCUCCAAACCUUGGAAAUAGUUACGGUCAUCCACCAAAUUACUAUCCGAAUAAUUACCACCAACCACCUCCAGUUUAUGGAGCACCGCCAGGAAGUCACGGAGGAUACGCUCCACCACCUCCAUACUCGUCUGUUUAUCAUCCACCAGCAGGUACGCCUAAUUAUCAUCCGACUUAUGUCCAUCCUCCUGUUUACGGGGGCGCCAGUUCUCAGCCAUUUGUUCCUGGCCAGAAUGUUGUGGUUGUACCGGGUAAUUCCAAGGGUCCAGGAAUAGGACAGUUAGUUAAGGAAGCUGUCGUUUUCUCAACUGUUAACGCUGGAGUCAAUGCUGCAAUUAACAGAGUUAUUAAUGGAGCACCGAGUCAUUAUUAUCAUAAUAACCCUGGUUACAGCCCUGCUUACAGCGCUCCGAAUUCUCCAUCAGUUACCAAUAACACGACGAUUAUUUAUAAUAAUGUACCUCCUCCCGGACAGAUUAAUGCAUAUCCUAAUGUUAAUGCAGGUUAUGAUCCAAAUUAUAAUAAUCAACCAAAUAGUUUUGCUAGUAAUGUUUCUCCAAGUUUUCCAAACAAUGGAAAUAUAUCUCCCAGCAUUCCGAAUAAUUCAGGAGGUUAUAAUUCACCACAAAGUGGUUCUAACGUACCUGUAAUUUUUUCACCUAAAUUUGGUGAUUCAAAUUCUAGUACAACAAUUUCGCCAAAUUUAAGUAAUCAAACAAGUUUGUAUCCAACUCUCAGUAAUCUUACUGAAAAUCCUAAUAAUGCUAAGGAUAAUUACAAUGCUACUCUAACUCCGGUUAUUCCUGAAAUACAAUAUUACAUAACUGAAAAUGAAUUAUUGAAUUUAACGGAACAUCUAUUUAUGAAGGAUGAAAUGAAUAAAUUACCUAAGGCCUAUGUUCUCAAUUUCCAAAAAAAAGUGUCAAAUAGCUCAAACAUAACUGACGAAGCCACUCAACCGUUGAUUUAUGUGAAGAGAGAAGUGUAUGAAUAUAAAACGGUUCAGUUAGUUCGUGAACUUUAUGAAAAUUAUCAGUUUAACUCUACGAAUAAGGAAAACGUCACGGAAGCAGUUAAAGAACAGGAAAGAGCUUUGAUAAACACAAUUUCUGAUACGAACGUUAUGAAAUCAGUUGCUCAAUGGCUACAAGAAAAAUAUUACGUUGAGCCAGAUAACUACGAGUUCAAGGAUACUUUGAGACACAUUUGGUUCAAUAGAAUAGACAAGUCGACUUCUGGAUUCGAAAGGAUUUUCAUGGGUGAAAUGUACGAUGGUCCAUCGCUUCUUGGAGUCCAAAAUUGGAUCUAUUAUGAUUUUCAAGAGUACCAGAGGAAUCUCAACUACUUGUCCUUCGUGGAUAAAAUUGAUCUGAGCGCAAAUGCAUCUUUGGUGAAAAUUAAUCUGGAGUUAUUUGGUGUCCUGAAACCUAACAUUACAAUGUUGACUGGAAUUUCGCCAGAGUUGGAGAUGGCAUUGUACACUAUCUGUUUUUAUGCUCGGCCGAAUGAUAUUUGUCCAGUAUCUCUAGGAGGAAUUGUAUUUAACUUAUACACUCAUAAUUUCCGGUACUUUGAUAAGGAUGUAAUAGAUCUUGGUUUUAUCGUAUUUUAA